AUGUCCUUUCUUUCAAACAUUUUUCGGUGUUUGUGUUUAUGUUUAGUGAUUCAACGUGGUUCCUGGUAUCCGAACCCUCAAAAUAUUUCUUCACAAAAUCAACGAAAACCUAUAAAAGACAAAAUUCAAACUUGCGCGCCCAAAAAGAGACAAGCGACUUUAAGAAAACCUGAAUGGCUUAAAGAAUGGACAAUAAGUAAAGGAUGGGUUCACAAUAAAAGUCAUCUCUUAGAACUUGGCAGAAAAAAACUAACAGAUAUGGAUAAGAAAAACUACGAAGAACUUUCUGAAAAUAGUUCUGUAUCUAUGGAUAAUAUCGAGGAUCUUAUUUCAAUAAAAAGUAUUGAAAAUGAUGAAGAUAAUAGAAAAAUGAUUGAUAUCGAAGAUGAUUCUUCAAUACCGGAAGAAGAAGAAGAAGAAGAAGAUGAUGAAAAUAUUAAAAUAUCUUCCGUACAAAGAGUGUCGCAAGUUUAUCAAGAAGUUAAUAAAAAUUAUAGAAAUAAUUUUCCGAUUUGUUCACAUGGUCUUAAAGAAAGUCAAGAAAACAGUCUUCCUCAAAUUUAUAAAGAAAGGUUAUUGAUGGACAAAAGAGAUAGCAAUUUACUCUCAGGUAUCUUUAGAUAUGUGAAACCUGCACAAAAGAAGAAACUAGAUUUAAAUAAUUGUAAAUUCACUGUUAAUAGAUUGUACGAAGAUAGAAUAUUUUCAGGAGAUUCAACUGAAAGGAAAUUAGAAUCUCAAAAAUUUGGAAAAAGAAAUAAUUUGGGAAAGAAUAUAGCUUUAUUUAAUACACUUAAUGCAAAAACAAAUCUUCAUGAAGAUAUCAUAUAUGAAUGCUCCGAUGAAAACAGCAAUUACAAUUCAUUAAAUAAUAUUUAUUUUAAUCCAAUAUAUUCGCCAUUACCUUUACAAAAAUUUGAAAAUUUUAACUCAAAUCAAACUAAUCAAAUAGAACUUUUAGAUAGAAGAGCAAUAGCCAUUCACAACUAUCAAGAAAACCUAAAACUAUUGACUAAACGUGAAAAGUAUGUUAUAAGACACAUCAAAAUUAGAUUUAUGUUAUCGUUAAGAAUUGGCAGGUUUAAAAAAACGAACAAAAAACCCGGGAUUAAAAAACAAAGUUGUUUUCGGUCAAGAAAAAGUGCAAAGUUAGUUGAUAAAAGUGAUUAUAUUAAAAUGAGAGUUGCCAAAAUUCAUGAUGAACAGAGGAGAAUUGGAAAUGGAAGAACAUCUGUUAAAAUUCAGAACAUGAGGUAG
Psylliodes chrysocephalus is the source of this 1257-nucleotide messenger RNA. The record is from the annotation of a GenBank genome assembly. Lineage: Eukaryota; Metazoa; Arthropoda; Insecta; Coleoptera; Chrysomelidae.